Messenger RNA from Colletotrichum truncatum, 1659 nucleotides. RefSeq names its product WD domain-containing protein. Gene Ontology annotation, cellular component: transcription factor TFIID complex. Gene Ontology annotation, molecular function: protein binding; RNA polymerase II general transcription initiation factor activity. Gene Ontology annotation, biological process: transcription initiation at RNA polymerase II promoter. NCBI's taxonomy places the organism in Eukaryota, Fungi, Ascomycota, Sordariomycetes, Glomerellales, Glomerellaceae. The record is from RefSeq and is a predicted model, not a curated record.
AUGUCCAAUCCUGACUCCCCAGCAGCCGCGAUGGCGGUCCCAGAACCACCCCCCAAGCGCCGCAAAGUCCUCGACCACACCACCGCAGCAGCUCGAUACAGCUCGCCAGAUGAGCUUAACUUACCGACAAUCGAAAACGGGAACGAUAGUAAGGAGAAGCGCAAUUCGACUACUACCGGCACCACACGCCGCCGCCGGCUCUCCACCCACCGAGGCCGUCCUAGCAUGACGCCUAGCAGGUCUCCAAGUGAUGACGAACUCAACGGGGCAUACUACUCUCGCUCCUCCCAUUCAAGGUCGCGUUCACCAACGCGCUCCCCAACGGCCUCGCCCUCCCGCUCUCGCAGCGACUCUCGUACACGAUCGCGCUCGCCGGCAUCUACGUCGGGAGGAAGCUCCCCGCGCAGCUUAGCAGACAAUGUCGAUCGCCGCCUACGCCUUUCACCGGGAACAGGUGAUGUAACAACAGGCGCAGUGACACCGGCGACGCCUACGAGAAAAGGUCCCGUGCGGCCAAAAUAUGAAGAGACGAAGGUUCUGAGCGGGCAUGCUGGCAAGCCCAUCUCGCAAGUGAGGAUAUCGCCGGAUGGGCGCUGGAUUGCCAGCGCAUCGGCCGACGGCACCGUCAAAGUCUGGGAUGCUGCCACUGGAGCGCAUAUGGACACGCUUGUCGGCCACAUGGCUGGCGUAAGCUGCGUCGCUUGGAGUCCCGACAGUGGCACCCUGGCUACGGGAAGCGACGACAAGGCGAUCCGUUUGUGGGAUAGAGUGACGGGUCGUCCGAAGAUGACGGGCAAGGGUGUCGCAGCUCUGGCAAAAGAUGGCAAUGUUCCAUUUGCGAGGCCGAUGCCUCCUUUGCGGGGCCAUCACAAUUACGUGCACUGUCUUGCGUUCUCACCCAAGGGAAAUGUUCUUGCGUCCGGGUCCUAUGACGAAGCUGUUUUCCUGUGGGAUGUGAGGGCUGGGAGAUUGAUGAGGAGUCUGCCAGCACAUAGCGACCCUGUAAGCGGGAUUGACUUUUGCUGCGAUGGGACGUUGGUCGUCAGUUGUUCGACGGACGGCCUGAUUCGUAUCUGGGAUACAUAUACAGGCCAAUGCCUCCGCACCCUCGUUCACGAAGACAACCCCGCCGUAACAUCCGUCUGCUUCUCUCCUAACGGCCGCUUCGUCCUCGCCUUCAACCUCGAUAACAGCAUUCGUCUCUGGGACUACGUUGAUGGCUCUGUGAAGAAGACAUACCAAGGUCACGCCAACAGCCGCUUCGCCAUUGGUGGGUGUUUUGGCAUCGUGCCCGGUGAGGGCGCCUUCAUCGCUUCUGCGAGCGAAGAUGGCGAGAUUGUGCUAUGGGACGUUAUAACGAAAGAGGUCGUCCACAGAAUUCCUGCCCACCGACAGGAUCGAGAUGGAAAGGGAAGUGUAUGCUUUUGGGUCGAUGUACAUGGGGACAACAUGGUGAGUGCGGGGCAGGAUGGGUCCAUCCGUAUUUUCAGGAGAGUGGUGAGCAACGGCGAUGCAGCAGCAGCAAUUGCUGCCGCCGCUGCCGUGGCCAAUGGUCAUGUGGAGGACGGGAUGGAGGAAGAAGAGACAAAGGCGGAGGAGACCAGCAGUACGGAACCGCCAAUAAAACAGGAAGAGGACAUGGAGAUGGCUGGGACAUAA